Molecule: messenger RNA, 1175 nt
Organism: Aplysia californica (California sea hare)
Lineage: Eukaryota; Metazoa; Mollusca; Gastropoda; Aplysiida; Aplysiidae
Product: DNA-directed RNA polymerase III subunit RPC8
Exons: 7
Coding region: 187-843 (218 amino acids)
Biological process (GO): transcription initiation at RNA polymerase III promoter; DNA-templated transcription
Cellular component (GO): RNA polymerase III complex
Molecular function (GO): DNA binding; DNA-directed RNA polymerase activity
Source: RefSeq, a predicted model, not a curated record
UUUCAACUUUCAACCUGGAAAAAAACGAAACUACAAUUUUGUUGUGGAGUUUAGCCUGGUCACAUUGUUGAUGAUGUGUGUGAUUGAAUGGAUGCCCUGACGAGGUGUUGCAAUUCGCACGCAAUGUGAAUGAGUGGAUAAGGGUGGUGCAUAUUGUCACAGUGACGAUCUAUAAGAACACCAGCCAUGUUUGUUUUAGUUCAAAUGAAAGAUACCGUGAGGAUUUCUCCUCAUCUGUUUCAUCUCGACAGCAUGGAUGCUAUUCGUGAAUCACUCAACGUAAAGUUUGCAAAUAAAGUUGUGUACAAUGUGGGCCUUUGCAUUGCAUUGUGGGAUAUUGAAAAAGUUGAAGACAGCUAUAUCUUUCCCGGUGAUGGAGCUACUCAUACCAAUGUUCACUUUCGUUACGUAGUUUUCAGACCUUUCGUGGAUGAAAUUCUUGUUGGCAGAAUCAAAAGCUGUAGCAAAGAUGGUCUGCAUGUAUCUGUGGGUUUCUUCGAUGAUAUUGUCAUUCCCUCGGACUCAUUGCAGCAUCCAUCAAAGUUCAACGAACAGGAACAGUUGUGGUCGUGGGAGUAUGAGGCUCCGGAUGAGGGCUCUGUAGAUUUGCCCAUGGACAUUGGAGGGGACAUCAGAUUUCGUGUCGUUGACGAAACUUUUGUUGACACGACUCCCAGCUGCCCAGAUGACACAUUGUCGAUGCCCCCACCUUCGUCUGGUCCGUCGUCUUCCACCAACCCUGUCCCAGUGUCUGAUCCCACUGCCAAGAAAGCUCCAUACACCCUCGUUGGCUCGAUCAGUGAAAUGGGUCUUGGCAUGCUCUCCUGGUGGAAGCCUGGCUGAUGACAGAUAUGCUGUGUUGUUGAGUCUCUAAAUGCUGAAUGCUGAGUGGAUGUGGUCUGAGUAGCUGAAUAUUUGUGUGAAGAGGGAUGAAGAGGAGUUAAUGAACCCAGUGGUGGAACAAGUUGAGGUGCCAGAGUUAAGUGCAGAUGAAAGGGAAAGAAAGUAUGUGUGUGUGUGUGUGUGUAUGAGUGGAGGGAGGGAGUGAUAAAAAAAGAACAUAUUUUGAAUGGAUGUUUUUUAUGCCUAUUUUAGUGCACUUUAGGUUCAUGUGCAUUUCUCAGUAUUGCCUUAUAGCUGGUGGUUGAGAAUAAAGUGGACAAUUUGAAAAUAAA